GCGGUCCACCGAGCAUCGCGCCCAGGCCACCCGGGACGGCGCGGGCGCCUCCACAAAGCGCCCGUCGCGUUCAUACGCUUGCGCCUCCCGCGACCCCCUCGGCGUUGGUGCCCAUCAAUACCCUCUUCCCUCCUCCUCCGCUAGUUCAUCUCGUCUCCCACCCCUGCUCCUCCUCUGCCCUGAUCACUUCAGCGAGGCCAGCUUGCCCGCGCACGCGUCCCGGCCCGGGAGAGAUGAAGCCUCUGUACCUGCGGAGCAGCGGCAGCCUCAAGAAGCUGCUCCUCUCCAUCGGCUACCGAUCAGCCGCCAAGCCGACCGCCCCCGACGCCGACGCCAAAGAAGCCGCGCCGGCGCCGGAGCCGGUGUCUCCCCAGAAGCCCGCGUGGCGGUGCUUCUCCUACGACGAGAUCCACCGCGCCACCAACGCCUUCCACAAAGGUAACCUGGUGGGGCGGGGCGGGUCGUCGGAGGUGUACCGCGGUGAGCUGCCCGACGGGCGGGCGGUGGCGGUGAAGCGCCUGAUGGGGGCGUCGGCGUGCGAGCGGCGGGAGCGGGACUUCUUGGCGGAGCUGGGCACGGUGGGACACGCGCGGCACCACAACGUGUGCGGCCUCCUCGGCUGCUGCAUCGACUGCGGCCUCUACCUCGUCUUCGAGUUCUUCAACCGCGGCUCCGUCUCCGCCAACCUCCACGACGAGGCGUCGCCAGCGAUGGGGUGGGCGGCGCGGCACGGCAUUGCGGUGGGCACGGCGAGGGGGUUGGAGUACCUGCACAAGGGGUGCCAGCGGAGGAUCAUUCACCGGGACAUCAAGUCAUCCAACGUGCUGCUCACCGAGGACUUCCAGCCACAGAUUUCUGAUUUCGGUCUCGCCAAGUGGCUGCCGUCGGAGUGGACACACCGGGCAAUUACGCCGAUCGAAGGCACGUUUGGGUGCCUGGCGCCGGAGUACUACACGCACGGCAUCGUCGACGAGAAGACGGACGUGUUCGCGUUCGGCGUCUUCCUGCUGGAGCUCACGACCGGCCGGAAGCCGGUGGACGGCAGCCACCGGAGCCUCCUCAGCUGGGCCCGGCCGCUGCUGACCGACGGCAAGAUCGACACGCUGGUGGAUCCAAGAAUUGGCAACGACUACGACGCCGAACAGGCGAGGCGGGUCGCGUUCGUGGCGUCGCUAUGCAUCCGCGCGUCGGCGGCGUGGAGGCCGUCCAUGACCGAGGUGUUGGAGCUGUUGGAAGGCGCCGAGAUCCGGCAAGACCGGUGGACGAUGCCCACGGCGGCCGACGACGGGGAGGAUCCCUGGUUAUUCGACGACUUCAACUACGAUGACGAUGAAGAUGAGGGGUUCAACACCCCAUCUCCCUUUUCCUCUUCAACAACCACGAGCAAUUAGCAUACUUCAGAACCUAAAAGAAUUCAGAUGCCUGUGAUGUGAAUUUUUGCCGGUUGCUCUACGAGCAGGACCCCCUUGUAAAUAGAAGGUUAUCUUCAAUCGCUCUAGGAAAAGCAAGUUAUUACCAUACCAGCCCCCCAUUCUUAGAAAAAAAAGAAAAAGAAAACUAUACCAGUCCCCAUUGAUCAUGACAUCAAAGAACGGAAUGUACUUGCCUGCGCAUAAUACGGGCGAAUGUGUGAACAUAAUAAUGUAUUAGUUCAGAGGCGAAAUAGCAGCAAGCGAGCUAAGAUUUUGUCGGCCACGGGCUGACUCGACAGGUUUGGACGAGUUUGUGCCACUUGGCUGCUUGCAGCAUCAGUUGGGUUGCCGUAGGAUGAAGGUGACCAAGCGUGACACUAGUUUAGUGAGCAGUUGGAGGUGUGCACCGGGUGGUUAGUUGCCAAGUGGGCUCGAUUUGGUUGUGUCAGUUAGCGAAGGGCAAGGGCAGUGCCUGCCGUGGCGUGGUGGCAGU
Molecule: messenger RNA, 1905 nt
Organism: Phragmites australis (common reed)
Lineage: Eukaryota; Viridiplantae; Streptophyta; Magnoliopsida; Poales; Poaceae
Product: probable receptor-like serine/threonine-protein kinase At5g57670
Exons: 7
Coding region: 234-1391 (385 amino acids)
Biological process (GO): protein phosphorylation
Molecular function (GO): protein kinase activity; ATP binding
Source: RefSeq, a predicted model, not a curated record